Messenger RNA from Thunnus maccoyii (southern bluefin tuna), 2410 nucleotides. It is a transcript of the gene noa1, whose product is annotated as nitric oxide associated 1. Gene Ontology annotation, molecular function: GTP binding. Bases 85 to 2274 code for a protein of 729 amino acids. Lineage: Eukaryota; Metazoa; Chordata; Actinopteri; Scombriformes; Scombridae. The transcript has 9 exons. The record is from RefSeq and is a predicted model, not a curated record.
ACUGACGCGUUUUACGUCACUUCCGCAGAGGAAGUCAGAUGUUGCGGGAGUCUCGUGCGUGUUGAGCUCCAAGGUGAGGUGAACAUGUGGAAGCUGCUGCAGGUGUCGCUCCGCAGCGCGGGCUGGAGGAGCGUUUGUUUCCCUGCCCGCCGGCUCCCCGCGGCGGGGUCACGCCGGGUUCCCGCCCGCCAACUCUGCAGCAGACCCGCCGGAGGAGGAGCCGCCCGGAGCUGCACGGUGGACCCGAACCUGGAGGAACAGUUCGUGUUCCUGGACUGCACAGAAGACGAUCCGCGUCAGGAGGAGAAAGACCUCGUCCUCCACCAGAUCUCUGAUCAGCAGCGGAUCUCUGAUCAGCAGCGGAUCUCUGAUCAGCAGCGGAUCUCUGAUCAGCAGCAGAUCUCUGAUCAGCAGCAGAUCUCUCCGGUGAAGCAGCUCAGGUCUCUGGAGCGUCAGCUGCAGGUGUUGAAGGGCGUGCACCCGCAGGAGGCGGAGCCUGACUCUCUCAUUCAGUUUGAUGACGUGGACUUCCCGCUGGACCCGAGCAUGGUGGCCUCCCAGAGGAAGAGGAAGGUGAAGACAGGUGAGCACAAGAUCUUCGGGACUCCGGACGUGGACCAACCGGUGAGCGACACCUGCUGCUCGGGCUGCGGCGCCGUCCUACACUGCACCACCGCUACCGUCCCCGGAUACCUGCCCAGCGAGAAGUACAAGGUGCUGCUGCAGGAGGAGCGUUUGGGCGGCGCCACCUGCCAGCGCUGCUACCUGCUGACUCACCACCACAAGGCCUUGAACCUGCAGCUGUCCAAGGACGAGUACCGGGCCGUGGUGCGGCAGAUCCGGCCCCUGAAGGCUCUGGUGCUGCUCAUCGUCGACCUGCUGGACGUCCCCGACUCCAUCGUCCCCGACCUGCCGGAGCUGGUGGGCGCCAACAAACACGUGGUCGUCCUCGGCAACAAGAUCGACCUCCUGCCCGCAGACUCGCCCAACUACCUGCAGCGGAUCAAACGCCAGCUGUCUCGGUACUGCCGGGACGCCGGGUUCGGCGAUCAGGUGACUGACGUGCACCUGAUCAGCGCUAAGACCGGGUACGGCGUCGAGGGUCUGAUCUCCAGCCUGCAGCGGUCCUGGAAGUACAAAGGUGACGUGUACCUGGUGGGAAGCGCCAACGCGGGGAAGUCGACGCUCUUCAACACGCUGCUCGAGUCCGACUACUGCAAGUCCAAAGCCUCUGAUGUCAUCCAUAAAGCCACCAUAUCCCCGUGGCCUGGGACGACUCUCAACCUGCUGAAGUUUCCGAUCAUCAAUCCGACGCCGUACCGGAUGUUCCGGCGGCAGGAGCGUCUGAACGAAGCGUCGCGACAGACUGAGAGCGAGCUGCCGCCUGAAGAGCUGAAGAGGCUGCAGCACUUCAGCCGGCAGGGAUACUUAGUGGGUCGUGUGGGCAGAACCUUCCGGACUGAAGCCGGAUCCAGACGGGACGAGAUCGAGUUCGACGCUGACAGUUUGGCUUUUGGAGAGAACGAAGACGGAGAGAUGACAGCGGCAGCUCCCAGCAGGUCACCUGACGAGUUCACCUACAACGAGCUGAAAGAUGCUCACUGGCUGUUCGACACGCCGGGGAUCAUGAAGGAGCACGAUCUCCUCAGCCUGCUGAACGAACAGGAAGUGAGGUCAGUGGUUCCCUCUCAGGCCGUCGUCCCGCGAACGUUUGUGUUGAAGCCUGGAACCAGUCUGUUGGUGGGAGCUGUGGCCCGGAUCGACUUCCUGCAGGGGGAGAAGUCCUGCUGGUUCUCGGUUGUGGCCUCCGGUCGGGUUCCGGUUCACGUCACCAGUCUGGAAAAAGCCGCCGGCGUUUAUGAGAAACACGCCGGACACGUCCUGCUGGGGGUGCCGCAGGGAGGGUUGGAGCGGAUGAAGGAGUUUCCGGCGUUGGUUCCUCAGGAGUUCAGGCUGGAGGGUCGAGGUUACCUGGAGGCGGCGGCUGACAUCAAACUGUCGUCUGCAGGUUGGGUGGCUGUGACGGCGGUGGAAGGCGAGCAGCUGCUGCUGAGGGUUCACGGUCCGGCGGCGGCAGGUUUCAGUCUGAGGACGCCGCCGCUGCUUCCUCACAUCGUCUCUCUGAAGGGAGAACGAGUCCGAAAAUCUGCCGCCUACAAACCGGUGAAGCCGGCGGGGCUGCUGGACGGCGGACUGUCGGCCCGCGGAGCCGAGAGGCUGCAGGUGGUGAAGAAGAAGAAGAAGAAGAAGAUGAUGAUGAAGAAGAAGAUGUGAACUCAGACAUCCUGCAGAGGACGCUCAGAUCCUUCCCGUCUCUGAGUCGUUUAUUUAUUCUGAAACAUUUUCUCUGCAGACAGAUGUUGGUGUGUGAGUGUUUGUGAGUGUGAGUGUGUGUUUGUGUGAGUUUGAG